AUGGAAAAAGAUUUCAGACCCAUUUCUUGCUGUACUGUAGUGUACAAAACCAUCACUAGAAUCAUCACUACUAGACUAUCUCACAUCUUUUCUAGUAUAAUCUCCCCUAGUCAUACUGCUUUUGUAAAGGGAAGAAAUAUUGUUAAUAAUACCUUACUAGCUCAGGAGAUUGUUAAAGGCUAUUCUAGGAAAAGUCUUUCUCCUAGAUGUGCCAUUAAGAUUGAUCUACAAAAAGCUUUUGACUCUAUGAAUUGGGACUUUCUGAUGGUUGUACUAGAGGCUGUAGGUCUUCAUGUGAAGUUUUGUAGUUGGAUAAGGGCAUGUGUUACUUCAUCUCAAUUUUCUGUUUCUUUGAAUGGUAGCCUUGUGGGUUAUUUUAGGGGUGCUAGAGAAGUUAGGAAGGGGGACCCAUUGUCCCCUUACCUCUUUGUCUUGGUUAUGAAUGUUCUUUCUUCCUUGCUGGAUGUCUAUGCAAAAAGGGGAAUCUUUAGGUACCACCCUAAGUGUAAGAGAAUUUCACUUACACACUUUUGCUUUACUGAUGAUCUAUUGGUGUUCUAUCAUGGUUCCAUGGAUGCUGUGAUGGGUGUUUUGAGUACCCUGGAGCUAAUUCAAUAUGGUAUGGGAUUUAGGGUUGGUAUACUCCCUGUUAAAUACCUUGGGAUACCUUUGGUGACCAGGAAGCUCACUAGUAAGGAUUGCUCUGCUUUGGUAACUAAGAUUAAAGAGAAGCUUUGUGAAGGUUCUCUUUGGAUCGCUUGGUUAAAUGCUUACUGUUUCAGGAUUGACGAUUUCUGGAAUGCCGGUUGUAAGUCUCAUUUUAGCUGGAUUAUAGUAAAGUUGUUCAAAAUGAGGAGUGAGGUUGUGAGACUAUUCUGUUCUAGUAGUAACUGGGAUCAAAUUAGAGCCAGCUGGUUAUGGGAUAAGGUUCGAAGCAGUAGUGAGAAGGUUCCCUGGCAUCGCCUUGUGUGGUUUCCUGGCCACAUUCCAAAAUUUUCACUGAUCUCUUGGAUGGCAAUCUUGGAUAGAUUACCUACUAAGGAUAGGUUAGCCAGGUUUGGUAUUGUUAUAGACAGUGUACCUACUGGUUGGAACGAUCUUCUGCACUGGUUAUUGCUGAACCUAAAAGGUAAAUCAUUGAUGGUGCAUAUCCUCAAGUUGGCUUGGACUGGCUUUAUCUACUGCAUUUGGGAGGAACAGAAUCGUAGACACUUUAGAGGGGUGCAUUGCUCGGUUGACACAGUUGUUGGUAGUGUUAAAGAAUCAGUGAGAAUUAAAUUGUUUAUGAGCUCUAUGAAUAGUCUAGAUACUGUAAAUAGGCAAUUGUGUAUAGAUUGGGGACUGAUAUAA
Hibiscus syriacus is the source of this 1350-nucleotide messenger RNA. RefSeq lists its product as uncharacterized. The transcript has 4 exons. Lineage: Eukaryota; Viridiplantae; Streptophyta; Magnoliopsida; Malvales; Malvaceae. The record is from RefSeq and is a predicted model, not a curated record. Bases 1 to 1350 code for a protein of 449 amino acids.